AUGGGUUUCCUUUACUCACAAUUUCUCGUUACUCCAACAUAUCCAACACAGGAUUUCGCCGACCAGACCGUGCUCAUCACCGGCGCUAAUGUCGGCUUAGGGCUGGAAGCUGCACGUCACAUCACGCGACUAGGCGCAGCACGAGUGAUCCUUGGUGUUCGAAACGUGGCUGCAGGCAAAGAAGCAAAAAAAGACAUUGAGAAGUCUACAGGCCGCCCAGGCGUCUGUGAAGUGUGGGAGAUCGAUCUGGCUUCCCACGCCUCGGUCCUUGCCUUUGCCGAGCGCAUCUCAAAGCUCCCCAAGCUCGACGCAGCCAUCCUCAAUGCAGCAAUCGCCACAACACAGUUCAGCACUGCCGAGGGCUAUGAGCGAAGCGUCACUGUCAAUGUCAUCAACACUCUAUUCCUCGGUCUUCUCCUCCUGCCAACCCUGAAAGCUACACGUCAAAAGAACCCAUCCCGCACGCCCCGACUUACCUUCAUUGUUAGCGAGGUACACGCAUGGGUGGAUUUCACAGAAUGGAAGGAAGACGAGCCAAUGAAGUUCAUUAGCGACGAAACAAAUGCCAAAAUGCACGAGCGUUACCCAUUAUCGAAGCUGCUCCAGGUGCUGCUUGUGCAGGAAUUAGCAGGGCGGGUGCCUGGAUCAGAGGUGAUCGUUAACAUGGUCAACCCUGGCUUCUGCCACUCACAACUAACACGAGAGGGUGGCUGGAAGUUAACAUUGAUGAAAAUGGUAUUGGCGCGAUCCACAGAGGUUGGAUCUCGAACGCUGGUGGCGGGCGCUGCCGCUGGACUCGAAAGCCACGGUGCAUACAUGACAGAUGGACAUGUAGAGAACACUGCGUUUUCUCCUUUUGUCCGCAGUGAUGAGGGGCGUCAAGCCCGUGAGAAACUAUGGGCGGAGCUGUCGUCGAUCCUUGAGGGCGUUCGUCCUGGGAUUAUGCAGAAUGUCUGA
Molecule: messenger RNA, 957 nt
Organism: Penicillium samsonianum
Lineage: Eukaryota; Fungi; Ascomycota; Eurotiomycetes; Eurotiales; Aspergillaceae
Product: putative short-chain dehydrogenase/reductase family protein
Exons: 1
Coding region: 1-957 (318 amino acids)
Source: RefSeq, a predicted model, not a curated record